AAGCGCGGCGCUCUGGGGCCGCGGCAUUGGUGCUGCUGCCGGUACCGUCCUUCCCCGCCGGCUCCCUCCGGGCUGUCCGUCCGUCCCUCCAUCCGUCCCCUCCCGCUUUGUUUUUUCGCUGUCCGCGGGCUCGGGCCCCCCACGCCGCUGCCACCCUGAAGUUUCUGGCGGUGCUGCUGGCGGCGGGCAUGCUGGCUUUCCUGGGGGCCAUCAUCUGCAUCAUCGCCAGCGUCCACCCGGCCGGCACCGCCGCUCCCGCCGCCGCCCCCGCCGCCGACAAUGACUCGGCCGCCGCCGCGCUCCUGCCCGCCGCCGACAAGGGGCUGGGAGCGCUGCACGGCCCCGCCGAGGCUCUGGCCAGCGCCGGGCCGCGUCUGCCGGGGGGGCCGCCGCCGCCGCUCUUCAGCCGCUUCGUCUGCACGCCCCUGAGUGCCGAGUGCCCGGCGACCGGUACCGGCCCCGCCAGCGGCCCCGGCCCCGAGGAGCUGCUGGCGCUGCGGAGCGCGGCGGCUGAGCUGCGCCGCACGGCGCUGGAGCAGAAGGAGCGGAUCCGCAUGGACCAGGAGACCAUCCGGGAGCUCACCGGCAAGCUCAGCCGCUGCGAGGGCGGCCUGCGAACCUCCCCCGCCGCCGCCGCCGUCCCCCCUGCCGCCGGGCUCCGCGCCGCCCCGCGCCCCGGCACCAUGGGCCACCCCCCGGCCGAGCCGCCUGCCGUGCGGGAACUGGAGGAGGCCGUCCGUGCCCUCCAGGACCGCAUCGACCGGAUAGAGCAGGAGCUGCCAGCCCGCACCAACGGCUCGGCGCCCACCGCCCCGGCGCUCGCCCGCGACGCCCUCCACACCAAGAUGGAGCAGCUGGAGGAGCAGCUCCUCUCCAAGAUCCUGACCCUGCAGAAGGAGCGCCAGGCUGCCAGCACCGACCGCAGCCAGCAGCAGCACAACAUUGAGAAGGAGCUGAACUCCCUCCAGAACCGGGUGAUGGAGCUGGAGCAUGGACCGCCAGGCUAUAGCCCUCCCGAUGCCUUCAAGGUGAACAUCCCAGUGCAGAACAACUACAUGUACGCCCGCCUGAAAAAGAGCCUGCCAGAGCUGUAUGCCUUCACCAUCUGCAUGUGGCUGAAGUCCAAGGCCUUAGGUGGGCUUGGUACCCCCUUCUCCUACUCUGUCCCAAGCCAAGCCAAUGAGAUUGUGCUGCUGGAGUGGGGCAGCAACCCCCUGGAACUGCUCAUCAAUGACAAGGUCGCCCAGCUGCCACUGAGCCUGAAGGACAAGGCCUGGCACCACGUCUGCGUGGCAUGGACCACCCGGGACGGCAAGUGGUCGGCAUACCAGGACGGUGAGCAGCGGGCUGCCGGUGAGAACCUGGCCUCCUGGCAUGCCAUCAAGCCCCAGGGCGUCAUCAUCCUGGGCCAGGAGCAGGACACGCUGGGUGGCCGCUUCGAUGCCACGCAGGCCUUCGUGGGGGAGCUGGCCCAGUUUGGCGUGUGGGACCACAUGCUGGCACCGGCGGAGAUCCUGGGCUUGGCCAACUGCACCUCCCACCUCCAAGGCAACGUGAUCCAAUGGGAUGACCAGGCAGUGGAGGUCUUCGGGGGCGCCAGCAAGGCAGGCUUUGUUGCCUGCGAGGAAGGGAGGAAGGAGUGAGUGGCCCUUCACCCCCUCCCCAGCGCCAAGGAGCCGGACCAGCCCCGGAGGGGACAGCGGGGAGCCCCUUUCCCCCUUCCCAGACCACCAAGCCUUGCCACUGCACUGGGGCAAUGCUCAAGCCCCCUGCAGUGGCGUCCUGGAAUGGGGGGGUGGGCUGGCAGCCUCCUUCUUGCCCUCAUGCCAGCAGUGCAGCUUGUCCACCCUUCCAGCAGACCUGCCGCAGGGUCUCACCUUGGUCCGUGUCUGUUUCAGGAUGACCUCGCUGUACCUGGAGAUAUCUCUGAUAUGGCAAGGGUCCCUGGCUUGUCAGCCCCAAUAGGGAAUGGGAAGGAGACCUCCAUCUGCCCCAAGCACAGUCCGGCCUUGGUGGGAUGCCAGUGUGCAGACAUCCCCUGAGCACAUCCCCUUUCUUUAUUUAUUUCUAGUGGCCCUCUGUCUGGUUUUGUGAGCUCAUACUCCAAAUGAGUCUAAAGGCUCAGCUGGGAGCAUCUUCCCCUCAGGCCCCAUCCCUUCUCCUGCCUCCCUGCUUUUUCAAGCACAGCCCUGGGAAAGCCAAGGGAAGAUGAUAGAGGGUCGCUGGUGUGGUGUUCCACCCCUGUGCUGCUUCCCUUGCCUCUGCUGCCUGUUUGGGCAGAGCUGCCCGAGGGGAGUCAGACUUUUGAGGCAGAGGGAAGCAGAGUGGGACACCCCCCAAGCUGGGGGGUCAUUUGGACACUGAGGGAAUGGGGGAAAGGAGCAAAGCAUCUCCCCAGCAUCUCACCCUGGCUGGGGUGGAGGGAGUGCAGCACUGCCAUCAAAGGGCAUUAAAGCAAGAAAGAGAAAGAGAUGGAGGAUGGUGGUGGCUGGAGGAGCCCCGGCAUCCAUCCCCCAGCCUCUUGGGCAAUGGAUGGGGUUGCUGCCCUCACCUCCACCUGGGUCCCCUGCUUUGAGCUGCUGCCAGCCAGGGACAGGGCUGCUGCCAGCCUUGGGACUGGGGGUGAUGAUGUGGGCUGGUAUUUUCCCUGUGGAGUGCCUGAGUAUACGCUGUUUCCACGCCACGUGGUCACCAACGUCUUGUUAUGUGAGUGUAUGUGUGUGUGUGUCUAGGGGGGUGUGAGGGUUAUUUCAGGGGUCUCAUGGUUGCUAAAUGCAAUGUCCAGCUUCCAGCACUCCCUGCUACCCCAAAUCCCACUUUGCCCACUUCAUCUGCCCCGGUCUGGGGGGCAGCCGUUGCCGAAAGCACAGAGAGGACAGCCCUGCCACCAUCACCCCCCCAGCAGGAUCCCCAUCAGCAGUGCCGCAGCUCAGCCCACUGGGGGGGACACAGUGGGGACAGCUAUAGCCCUUGUGCCAAGUGGGAAACACUGUGACCUUUGUGGACCCUGCUGAGCUGCCUCCUCUUCCUCGCUCGCUUGCGCGCUUUCUCCAGUGCACGUUUGUGAAAGGGGCCCCUGAUGUGCGCCUGUGUUGGGACGUUUCUUUUGUAAAGCUGAUUGUGGACAAUAAAGGUGACGUUUUCUGUUCAA
Columba livia (rock pigeon) is the source of this 3151-nucleotide messenger RNA. RefSeq names its product neuronal pentraxin receptor (gene NPTXR). The record is from RefSeq and is a predicted model, not a curated record. The transcript has 5 exons. Bases 189 to 1643 code for a protein of 484 amino acids. NCBI's taxonomy places the organism in Eukaryota, Metazoa, Chordata, Aves, Columbiformes, Columbidae.